Dentiscutata erythropus is the source of this 1305-nucleotide messenger RNA. NCBI's taxonomy places the organism in Eukaryota, Fungi, Glomeromycota, Glomeromycetes, Diversisporales, Gigasporaceae. The record is from the annotation of a GenBank genome assembly.
AUGUCGGAACCAUCUAAAGCUCAAAUUGAUGAGAUCUUCAAAAAGCUCACUUCUCAACGAGCGAAUAAAAUGUGCUUUGAUUGUAAAGCUAAAAAUCCUUCUUGGUCUAGCGUUACCUUCGGCAUAUAUCUCUGCUUAGAUUGUUCUUCCGUACACAGGAAUCUUGGGGUCCAUAUCAGUUUUGUGAGAUCCAUAGCACUGGAUUCUUGGACAUGGGAUCAAUUAAGAAUUAUGAAAAUAGGUGGUAACGCUUCCGCCCUAGAAUAUUUCACAAAAAAUGGUGGUGGUUUUUCGUUAAAUAGCAAAGAUGCAAAAUUAAAAUAUACAUCUCGUGUGGCCUUAAAAUAUAAAGAUGAACUUAUUAAAAGGUCUAAUGAAGAUUCUAAAAAAAAUCCUGAUUUCGAGAUUGUUGAAGAGGAACAACAAGCUUCAACCAAAUCUGAAGACUUUUUCGAUACAUUUGACAAAGAAACAGUAGAAAAACCUACAUCAACAGAAGAAAUAACUGUUACUGCGACCACAAACAAGCCUUCUAGUCCUAAUAGUCAUAAAGUGAUAAAGCCGGUUUCUACAGCAAGGUCAAACAUUACUGCUCGUGGGAAAGGUCAAAAAAAAUCAAAAAUGGGUUUAGGAGCAGUAAAACUUCAAAAGGUUGAUAUCGAAUUAGCAGAACAGCAAGCCAAAGAAGAAGAAGAAUUAGUUAAACAACAGUCACAGAAUGAAGAAGAAUCCGACUUAAACAAACCGGUAGAACGAUGGUCAUUCAGUUCUCGUUUAGUAUAUAAUGAUGGAUCGCAAUCACCAGGAGGAAACCAAGAAAUAAAUAACAACCGUCUUAGUGAUGAAAUUGAAAGACUUGGUAUGGGAGUUUCGAGAUUGGGAUUCGGAAGUGUUAGUGGAACCACAACGAAAGCUGAAGAAACGACCACUUCGCGAUUCAUCGGAUUUGGAUCAACUGGCAAUACAAAUUCAAAUACUGAUUACGCUCGUCAAAAAUUCGGAAGCCAAAAGUCAAUUUCUUCAGAUCAAUAUUUUGGCCGCAAUCAGUAUGAUCCUGAUGCUGUUUCAGAAGCAUCCGAUCGAUUGAGGCAAUUCGAAGGGGCAACAUCUAUAUCUUCUAAUCAAUACUUUGGACGAGAGGAAGAAGCUUCACGGCGUGAAAAUUUAGAUAUUGGAGGAUUUGAGGUUAAUGCACGUGAUUUCGCGCGAAAAUUCAUUGGACAAGCAGCAUCAGAUUAUGAAGCAAUUAAAGCAGUGGUUGAAAAAGGAGGUGAAAAAUUAAAAGAUUAUAUCUCAGAUAUACAG